Molecule: messenger RNA, 1809 nt
Organism: Rhipicephalus sanguineus (brown dog tick)
Lineage: Eukaryota; Metazoa; Arthropoda; Arachnida; Ixodida; Ixodidae
Exons: 5
Coding region: 351-1043 (230 amino acids)
Biological process (GO): small GTPase-mediated signal transduction
Molecular function (GO): GTP binding; GTPase activity
Source: RefSeq, a predicted model, not a curated record
UAGACACCCCUUGCGCUGACGUCGUGACUCGGGUUAAAACCCUACUGCGUCGUCGCUCGUUGCGCAAGGAAAGAGCGCGCCCUCCUGUGUUUGCUCGCGGCCGAACUCACUCAUCGGCAAUUUGCAGUUGCUCGCCCAACUGGUCACAAGCGAUGUUGUUGUGACCGGAGCCGAUCACAAGCCUCGGCGAGCACUGCGCAGUUGGGCGCACUGUUCUCAGUGGUUUCUGGAACGCUGCCAUUGGCAGCCUCGCUCGAAGGAGGGCAAGCUAACUGCGAUCGCGCGACGCGGAAUGCGCGAUUACCCUGAAGACGACGAGCUGUGCAUCUCGCUACCGCAUACAAAACAGGAUGGAGCUCUUCUCUAACGCCCGCGGACGGUACGACAGGCUGGACGCAGGCAGGGACGUCGUUUGCUGCGCCGAGCCGACGGCCGAGCCCCGCGCGCCGGGACUGUGCCCCGAGCAGCCCCUGAAGGUCGUCCUCGUUGGAGACAGCAGGUGCGGAAAGACUGCGCUGGCCAACCGCUUCGUGAGCGAUGCUUUCACAACGGACUACACGCCUACUGGAUUUGACCGCUACACUACCUCCGACGAAGCCGCGGGACAGAAAUUUCACUUCUCCGUCUGGGACACGUCUGGGUCCGCAGCAUACGACACUGUGCGGCCACUCUCGUACCAGGACGCCAGCGUGGUGCUCCUAUGCUUCAACGUCGGUGUACCGGAGUCCCUGCAUAACGUCAUUCACAAGUGGCAACCCGAGGUCCGGCAGCAUUGUCCGGGCGCUUCCCUGCUUCUCAUCGGCUGUCAGAGCGAUGCCCGGAUGAUCCAGCGAGGUGGCUGCGUGAGCGCCGACGAGGCUUUGACGUGGGCUUCGAGGUUGGGUGCCGUUGCGUACGUGGAGACGAGCGCCCGCGCGGCGCCUCGGAGCGUACGCGAUGCCUGGAAGGCGGCCGCGCGCGCCGCUCUAGGACCCGACCACCCAGACGCCAAGAGCGGCCGCGACGUGUCUCCCUCGCGCCACAAGGCGUGUAUCUUGAUGUGAAACAUGGAGUGACUUGAUAGACGUGCCCUGUACUGCCAACUGAACGCGGCCACGACGUGUAGCAGCAGAGUGCACGUUUCGUAUCGUCGUAGCUCACUAUGCGAGCAUCUUGUGUGUUGCUAUGAAUGGAACGUGGUGCUUUGUUCGCCGCCGUUUUGAAGCAAGCGCAGCGCUUCUGAGGACGGCAGUCCUAUAUAUAUAUAGAAUGAUUCAUGGACCGAUUCUACAUGGCCACAGUUGUCCAUGUCAACGAGUCUUACGAUACAUCCUCGUUCCUGCUUUUGGCCCUUGCCAAACGCAAGAUCAUGACAGUGCUGCUUCGACCGCAACGCACAAGUUGCCGUUGAAGACACCUUUGAUUGUGGGCCCAUGCCGACGCCGAAUGUGGCAUCACCUUGCAAACUGUGCGCCAUCUCUUCGAGCCAUGGUUGUGAACCGCUGACGUCGGCGACGACUUGGUGGUAGUGCUGUGCUAGGGACUCGUGCUUUUUUUUUUUUUUUUAUUGUGCCCGGUUGGCCGUCGAAGCUUGUCACGGCAAUGUGACUUUGUGCCGAACAGCUGCCACGUGUUGCGCAGUGCCGUUGACACCAACCUUCAGGGUGUCGAACGAAGCAAAAUGUCCCAUGCUAGUCAAGACAAAGAGACUAUUUGGUACUCUAUGGUUACCCUCUUUUGUAUAAAUAUCUUCCUUCGUGCCUGACUUUAGUUUUGUCGUAUUGUUCACCGUAGUACAAGUUUUGAAUAAAUGUGCCUUAUGCCGCUGAA